AUGAUGCCAACGCUCCUCCAUGACCUCCUCCACUUCCUCGGGAACAUGCUGCAUGGAGUGGUAGACCACGUCGGUCGCUUGCUAGGCAACGCGCCCGCGACCCUGCUCGAGGACGACGCGGUCCUUCCUCCCCCGCUCGACCCACCGCCAUCGUCGUCGCUCGACGCACUGCCAUCGACCUCGCUCGACGCAGCGCCAUCGUCUUCGCUUGACGCGACGCCAUCGUCUUCGCUUGACGCGACGCCAUCGGCCCCGCUCCGAGAAGACCUCGUCGCCACGAUCGACCGACUCGCCUCGGACACGAGCACGACCGUGGCGAGCGCUGCGGAGCGGGCGCGUGCUGCGUAUGGACCGACCCCACUCGUGUCUGGGCACCCUCCUCAGCCCCCUCCGACCUCGUGGACGUGCACCUUUGCAGAGCCGAUCGACGUCUGGGUCCACGACGUGGCGCGGCAGCUCAUCGAGCACUGCAACAUGGAUCCUUUGCUCACGGCAUGCAUCGAUCUGGCGGCCGUCGACCCGGGUAUCGCGCGGCAGUGUCUCAUCGUCGGCCUCGCCGAGGUAUUGCAGGCGACGCCUCAAGAAGCCACCGGCAUCCUCCACACCAUCUUAAACGCACACGUGCGAAACGGGCAGGUCUUGGUCGAGUCGUUCCUCCGCGCGGCCCGCGUGUUGGACCCGGCGCAGCUCCUGCCGUGGCAUCUUCUCAUGGAGUACGCGCUGCAGUGCAACAUGCCGUACUCGGUGCUCCAGUGCGUCGAGCGUGCGGGCGCAGGCGAUAGUCAGCAUUGGGCUAUGGCCGCCUUCAACGCGAUCGGCGACACCGCAUGCAAGGCCAACGCGUACUGGGUCACAGUGGCGUCGACACCGCCACUGCAACUGCAACUGAGUUACGCCAAGGCUCUGGCAGACUUGAGCCAAUGGUCGCUGCUCGAUCCGCCGAAAGCCACGAACGACUCCUUGGUCGCCCUCGAAGCGGGUGACUACACACGCGUGGCGUCAUUGGCCAAGCUGCGCAUCGUGCAAGACGGCAUGCUCGAGCCAACGAUCGCGGUGACCAAGGCGGUGCUGGACCAACAAGAUCUCAUCAAGAUCGCAGACGUCAGCGCCAAUCUUCAGAUCCAAGGGGACGGGCUGGCGCUCGUCGAGCGUUGGAAAGAAGGGCACAAGCAGCAUUGCGACGAGCCCCGCGCUCUCCUGCGGUGCCUCGCGGUCGAGCAGCGACUCCUGACCACCCUCAAAGCCUCUUUGCAGACUCGGGCGGAAUGGUUUGUGGAGCGCGUCGCCGUCGCGCAGCGGGAUGCUGCUCCGCACAUCGUCGCCGGCGUUUUCGCCGAGCUCGAGACAACGCUGCAGCUGCUGCCCGGUGCCUCGGACGUGCGGCUGCUCACGAAGCUCGUGCAGAACGGCUUGGCCGAGGACGAUCAUCUCUCGACCGUCGACUGGACGGCACAACCCGGCGCCGGCGGCUGGACAGCGUUCCAAGCCGACGCUAAUAUGUCGCUGUGGGACCUGGCGUGGAGCCAGCUCGAGAACCCGACCGACAAGCGCGCGGGCAAGGUCUAUUUGGCACUCGCCAAGGCGUGGGACAAUCAAGGAGCACCCGAACUGGUCGUGCGCGCGCUCGAGAUGUAUGCCAAGAGCCUCCGGUGCACCGGGGCGUCCACCUUCGACUUUCUCGGGUUGUGA
This is a messenger RNA of Saprolegnia diclina VS20, 1689 nucleotides long. RefSeq lists its product as hypothetical. Lineage: Eukaryota; Oomycota; Saprolegniomycetes; Saprolegniales; Saprolegniaceae. The transcript is spliced from 3 exons. The coding region runs from base 1 to 1689 and encodes 562 amino acids. The record is from RefSeq and is a predicted model, not a curated record.